Messenger RNA from Odontomachus brunneus, 6489 nucleotides. RefSeq names its product wolframin (gene wfs1). Gene Ontology annotation, cellular component: endoplasmic reticulum membrane. Bases 537 to 2810 code for a protein of 757 amino acids. Gene Ontology annotation, biological process: calcium ion homeostasis; endoplasmic reticulum unfolded protein response. The record is from RefSeq and is a predicted model, not a curated record. Gene Ontology annotation, molecular function: protein binding. The transcript is spliced from 6 exons. NCBI's taxonomy places the organism in Eukaryota, Metazoa, Arthropoda, Insecta, Hymenoptera, Formicidae.
GCGAAAGAAAUUGUUUAUGCGUGAGAUACACGUGAUCUAUGAUAGAGCGCGCGUGACGUAAGAUAGUGUGGCAUUCGAAAUGCCGCCUAUGAAUCUUCUGCGAAUAAACAAAAAAAAUAAACGAACAUGAACUUUCUGACUGUCGAGUGAGAAUUGACUGAAAUUCUUGUUUUGACAACCAGAGAGUUUCGUCGUUGCGUCGCGGUGUUUGCUUUGAUAAAUCGAUAAUAGGUGAUAAUUCACUCGAAAUUUUGCCUUGAUAUCAAGAUGGGCCCAAGGGUUUUCUCAGACGAUUACGUUCUCAACUUGCAGAAGAUGGCUGUCCGGAGUCUCAAGUGGUAUUGGCUAAGCAAUUGUUGGAGGAACGAUGCGAGCAUGACAUUGAGAAGGAAGAGAAUGCUAAACUGGGUGUUUAUUGGCUGACAAAAGCCUCAGAGCAAGGAAAUUUAGAAGCCACUGAUAUUCUUAGGAAAUGUUUAACCACAGGUCGUGGCAUCACCGAACACAACUAUUAUGAUGUGAAAAAUUGUCUGGAUAUGACUCAAGAUGAGAAACUGGCUAGAAGAGCAGCCAGGGAAAUGUUUACAAGUUUGUCGAAUGGCGAGGAUUUCAUUACGACGGAGCAGUUGCAAAGGCGCAUGAGGAAUUUGUCAUCUCCGUCGACCAGUAACGCCGAUUAUUCCCAGUCAAAUAAUAUCUCCUCGAACUCCUCGCAAAAGGAGUUGGGCGACGACGACAACGAUUACUGUCCUAGAAACGGGCUUCCUGAAGAUCUUUUAAAUACGAGAGACGAAGAGCCAACGAACGGUUGGACGGAUCAUCAGAGUGAGAAAAUCACGGAGGCUGCUCUGGUCUCCGCGGCGACGAGUUACGCGCGCGGAAUGCUUCCAGUAGUGUCACACGUUCUAUGCACGGUAGAUCCCUCCGAGCUAACGCUGGACACGAUACCGCUAUUGCAGAGACCGUUCAUACAUCCGUUCGCGUCACUGAAGCGUCUCUACAGCUGGUUGAUCGAGACGUUGGGUCGAAGAGGGACGUCUAUCAGAAAGCUUCUCUUCACGUCGAAUCUACACAUUCUCCUGAUGCUUCUACUGUACUCCUUAUUAGGUACGGAGAGUCUGAUACUUUUUAUACCGAUGGCUCUCUACUACCUCUCGUUCGUGAUCAUGGUGGUGGCCACUUUCCAAAUGCUCCAGCGAAAGCGCGAGUUCAACGACUUCCGCGUGUGGUCGGGCCUGUUUCUGAGUUACUCGGGCGGCAAUCUAAAUCCCGAGGAGGCAGAAUACCAGUUCUGCCGCAACAAUUUGAAACCGUACGGCCACUUUUUCCUCGCGCUGCUGUUGAACCUGAUGAUUUAUCCUUUAAUAGCUCACCAGUGGACCCCGCAAUCCGAAUUUACGAUAAUAGCUGUCGCACUCACGCUUAUCACGCUCUUCAAUUUCAUGUGGAAGAAUUCGUCGAGGUUUCCCGAUUUAUUAGCUCUAUUCAGCUUCGGCGUGCACGUACUUGCCAAGUAUCCUUAUGAGAUGGAUAUGGUCGUGGCUCAGGGCUGGCGAUUCUUGGACAUCCGGGUGCCAACGUUCGCUUCUUACGUCGUUGGCAACGGCAUUGAGUUUUGUCUGAAUUUUCGUGCUGUAUUUUAUCUCCUGAUACCGGCGGUCUUCGCGAAAAUGGCCGCGAGAGACAGUUGGCGUGGCACAUAUCAUACUCUGAUACCGCACUGCGUCACUCUGAGCUGGUGGCAAAUAGCGAUCUUCAGUUCUCAGGGCGCAACAUGGUAUGGCCUGAUCCGAGGCGCCCUGGCACUAGUUGGCAUGGUAUUAUUUCUUCCUAUCGCUGGUAUUGCUUCAAUUAUCUUGCCGAUCGUAGCCGCUGCCAAGUACUUGUCGGAAAAUGACUUGGCAAUGAGAAUAGCAGUCACCUCCGUACUCGGAGGAAUGCCGUUUCUGGCUUCGUGGUAUCUGAGGAGAACUAGGACGCCAAGAUUUAAUUGGAUUAUUACACUUAUUCAGAUUAUUCUCAGCGUUGGCGCUGCGGCAUUCUUAUCGUGGCCUAUGAUAAUGGAAUACAAACAGGAGUCCGACAUAACAUCGUAUGAAAUUGCAUCUACUUUAACGUGGGAUCAAUAUCAGAAUCACUGUCAUCAGCCCGCAUGGGAAGAGCUGUCGAAGGCUCAGGUGCAAGUGCAAUGUGCACAGUUGGAAGGCAUACCCGUUUCGUGGGAAGGCUACGUGACAAAUAUCAGAUUGAACUCGAUAAAGAACAAUAUCGCGACCGUGCUGAAUCGGCUGCCUAACAAUAUCCGCACGAUACUCAGUUGCAUGUACGGGGAACCUUACCGGGAAAACUGUAAUUUAGGCGACGAGAAUCGUAGAAAACAAUGCAAACAACACUUCAUGAUAAUGCAGGCGAGAAAGAACAAGUGUCAUUUCGCGGCUUGGGAUCAAUACGAAUUUGAGAUAUCCGUUAAAAUGAAAAAUCCCCACGGCUUGUGGGGAAGCACCACGGAAAUAUUUCUCGUCGCAGAUCAUUCUUUUACUAAUUUCAGCCUAAACAUAUAUCCGGGUGACAAGAUCUGGUUUUCCGGUACACUUCUGAACAACGGUUUAGAAAAAGAGUCUCUUAUCGGUGGCUCUGAGCUACACAUCGAUCUAGAGGAGAUCGGAUGCCUUGCCUGCAACUCCCUUGACUUAAAGUCUUGCAAACGUUAUAGGUACCGCAUAAAUUUAAGUUCUAUUAUCAGGGAUCUUUGUCUCAGUAUAAAGACUGUACUAAACUUUUUAUUGAAUCCAAUUGUGAUGUUCAAGUAAUCGUGUUCUACAUGACUGAAAUUCUUAGAUCUCUCUAGCUUUCUAGACUUAUUAAUUAUAUGUAUAGCAGAGCAAUUUGGAUAUUACAUUAUUACUAAAAACGUUGUUCAACAUGUUUUAAAUAUAAUUUCAUUGAUAUUUUGUUCGUGUAAAUUUUGUAAAAUGAUUUAGAUCUAAACCGGUGAAAGAGAUUACAAAAGAUUCGUACGAACGAUGUGCUAAGAAAAUUUCACUUUAGAACACGACGAAUAUAUGAAUUAUGAGCAACAAUAUAUUUAUCGUAAAAUAUUAAUAAUUUCAGUAUUAAAACAUAUAUAAAUUUAUUGCUAAUGGUUUUAUGUAUAUUUUGGCGAUAAUGUGACGGAUCAUUUUAUCAUAAUGAAUUAUUAUUUUACAUGUUACGAUGCCAUGAAUAUAUUAUAUUGCGUAAUACACACAGUAUAAUCUAAACUGAAAAAAGCAACUGAAAGAAAGAACAGUUACGGGCUACGUAAAGUACGUAAGCCGGCAUUUUCUCGAUGUCUGACACACGUGUAUAUGUGUCACAGAAAUCGAAAAAUAUGAAAGUAGAAAAUAGUGCAGAUGUUUUAAUGUUACCGAUGCCUCAGGCAAUACAUUAUACAUUAGGCUCUCAUGUACAAGUCGUAAAAUUUGCUUCUAUACACAUACACACACACACACACAUAUAUAUAUAUAUAUAUUUUUUUUUUAAGAUUGAUAUAUUUUCUUAAGCAUUACUGCCAAUAAAAAAUCGAAAAAGAAGGAGAGACACGCUUGAUAUUUUUAUAUUUUGUUUAUAGAGGAUAAUUGAAGGUGGAACCUCUUUAUUCUUGUUUUACUAAGCUUUUCGCUACACUGCACCACUAUAGUGGUUUUUCGCUAAAUAUUUUUUUAUAACAAAAUGCCGCAAUAGUGACUCUUGUAUAAUUUGCAUUGAGAGCCAGUAAACAGUUUGUCAUUGCUGAGCAACAAUUUGCUCACUUGUUUGAAUAUUCUAAGUACAAAUUUCACUAAUUUAUUAGUUAUUACUUUAUACUAAUGUAGAUACGAUACAUUACACAGUGUAAAAUAACAGACGCUGAUUACGCUGUUAUUCAUUAUACGCAUGCAACGGCAAAGCUGUAUACCAAAGUGUGUAUAGCGGUAGAGCUUUUCAUAUAGUGCAGUUAUAGUGAAAGGGUUCAUAUUGUAUGUAUUGAAGACUGUACUUCUUAUUAGAUGUACAAUAUACUCAACGCUGUCGGAUGGAGAUUUGGUUAAUAUCGACGGGCGAAGGCAGUAUACAACGCGAUAUCAAUAACGACUCUUAGAUUCUUUCGUUAUCUAUUAGGUAGUAUUAUCAUUAGGUAGAAAUAUGAUAUUCAUAGAGAUGUUGUAGUACUGAUUAAACUACCUGAGUAUUAAUAUUCCCUUAAAAACAUGCUGGAUAUAAGAUUCAGUUAUCUGAAUAAUAUAACUUUUUUUUUAAAAAGAUGCUAAACUAAAUGACGCUACUAAUAUGAUUACAUUAUUCUUUUCGAAUUUAUUGUACAUAUAUUUUACAUAAAUAUGUGCUGCUUUGUUUUAUAAAGCAGUCAAGUAUGGCAUCCCCUUAAGAAGCAUGGAAAAUGUAACGUAUGAUACGAACAACAAGCCUGUGUGUCGAUGUUAAGUGUUUAAAUCUACGAACUAUUAACAAGCAUAUCUGUCUGUAUACUGAGGACAGUUUCGUCAUUGUAUCACACAAAGACAAUAGGAACCAAACAAGUAUAAUAACAAAGGGAUAAGACAAAUAUAGAUGUGCCUUGAUGUUUUCUGUUUGAAUGAUUUUAUCGUUGAUAAUAAAAGUAAUCUAUUUGUUUCCUCAAAGCAAAACAGAUGGAUUAAAUAUGUUGGUACGUCGAGUACUUGCAUUCUGAUGUGCAGAUGUAUAUUUUUGUUAUGAACAAUAUAGGUAACAAAUAUAACAAAAUCAAAAGAACAUCGUCUUAUUCCAGUAUAAGUAAAUGAUAAAUCUUGAUACACCAUGUUCCUCCUAUGGGAAAAACUAAAAAUCGUUUCUUUUGUUACGUUUAGAAUUAUAGACAUAUUUAUUUUGUAUUUGGCAACAGGAUCAUGAUACAUCAUUAUUUUUUUUAAGAUAACUUUAUAUCCAUAACAACACAUUUAUUAAAUAGUUUGGUUCCCUUCUUUUUAAUUUCCACAUAAAAGAAUUACAAUACAGAUUUAUAUAAUCGUUUUAUAUCGAAAUACGUAGUAGAAUCCCCCACAUUGCAUCCUAUGUAUUACAUACAUACGUUAUAAUAUAUUUAGUAGUCUAUUUAAUAUGGUGAAUACAUGUACUUUGUAAAUAUGUACAUGCACUUUGUAAACAAUUAUUAACUAUUAUGCAAUGUGGGAGUUUCGAGUAUAAUGUUAAUUUCCUUUAUGUACAGAUAUAAAAUCUAAUCUGUUAAUAAAGUCUUUUUCACUGUAUCUAACCUGUAUACGAAAAUAAUUAUUACCCAAUCUAAAGUAGGAGUAACUGCGCAAGAGAGAGUAGAAACUAUAUUUUGUUUAAAAGAUACGUCUGAUUAUUUUUGCCAUCUUUCGCCCCAGAAACAAUAGUAGUAUCCUUCAUAAAUAUAUACUGGACACAAGAGACACUUUCGCGUCUCUUGUUAUCAUUCCCAUCUAUUUUGUUUCUUUAACCCUUUCGUUAUGACUAAGUUGAACAUGGAGCUUUACUGUUAUAUAUACAGCUCCGUUUGUUGCUACAUAAAAUAAUGUAAACAAGCGUAUAAGUUAUAAAAAAGAAGCCAUUAGAGUAGCAUUUUUCAUUCUUAACAGUCGUUUAUAGUUGCUCGUAGCGAAAGGGUCAUAUGCUGCUUUCUACAAAUUUAUAAAAUUCUAUAUUUAAUUAAAAUUAGCCUUCUCCAUUAGUUCUUCAACCUACACAGUUAAAAAAAACUGCUAUUUUGAACGUUUGGCUUGAAAUUAACACAAAUACUACACAUGUUCUCCCAAGGCCUUUCUAAAAUACAACUAGUAAUAUGUACACGACAAUACGUUCAAGUUAACUAUGAUAUCCUCCCACCGUAUAUUUAUAUAUAUAUCGUUAUAUUCAUAAAAAUUUAUUUCGUCAAAUCCUCGUGCCAUUUGAAGAAAUAAUGACUUUGGUAACGAAUCUGUACAGACUGGAGCGUAAUUCAUCGUACAAUCGAAGAAACGUAAAAUAAGUUGGGAAUAUAAAAUCUUUCUAAUUGACCAAUAUUCCUUCCAACUAGUUUGUUAAUUAUUUUUACAUUUUUCGAUUCUACUAUGUUCCGUUCUCUUAUAAUAUCAAGUAAAUGUAUAUUAAAAAUAAUCACUGGCACUACGAUUUAACGUAUAAAUGUAGCAACAUUCCGUAAAUUUACGCGAUUUGUUAGAAUGUUUGCACACACACGGAUCGGCGUAAAACUAGCAUCACACAAUGCACGAUUUCAUGUUGUCUGAACAUGUACGCAGCUCGGCUCACUAUAUAAAUCUCCCAAUGUACAGUAAUAAUCCAUGCAGUGGCUGGCUAUGGUGUGUCGGUGUAUGUCAGAAGGCAAGAAAUGCCACGUAUGACGCUAGUUUAAUAGUUUUAUCACAUAAAUUUAUACCAUUUCAACGCAGUAUGAAUUUUUGAUGUAAACUUGUAGAAUUGUAAAAAAAAAAACAGGUGUGAAACAACAGG